Microthlaspi erraticum is the source of this 1413-nucleotide messenger RNA. The record is from the annotation of a GenBank genome assembly. NCBI's taxonomy places the organism in Eukaryota, Viridiplantae, Streptophyta, Magnoliopsida, Brassicales, Brassicaceae.
AUGGCUUCUUCAGCCGCCAUCGUCUUCUCCGAAUUACCUUUUCGAUUUUCACCAAUCCGUAGCCACCGUAUUACCCGUUAUGCCCCUACACCCACCUCCGCCGUGUCUCUCCGACGACGCGGAGCACCUUCCCGCCGCGGACUCGCCGUGAAAUCGGCGCUGAUCGAGCCCGACGGAGGAAAACUCACCAACCUCGUCGUCGAGGAACCGAAGCGGCGCGCGAUGAAACGCGAGGCGGAGACGGUUCCGGUAAGGAUCAGGCUCAACCGCGUGGAUCUGGAGUGGGUACACGUGCUCAGCGAAGGCUGGGCAAGCCCGCUCCGAGGCUUCAUGCGACAGUCCGAGUUCCUCCAAACACUUCAUUUCAACUCGAUCCGGCUCGAAGACGGCUCCGUCGUCAACAUGUCGGUCCCGAUCGUCCUCGCCAUCGACGACGAUCUCAAGAGUCGCAUCGGCGAUUCCGACCGAGUCACGCUCGUUGACUCGUUCGGUAACCCAGUCGCCAUUCUCAGCGAUAUCGAGAUUUACAAGCAUCCAAAGGAAGAGCGCAUAGCAAGAACAUGGGGAACAACAGCUCCAGGACUUCCAUACGCAGAAGAAGCCAUAACCAAAUCAGGAAACUGGUUGAUCGGAGGCGAUUUACAAGUCCUCGAGCCGAUCAAAUACAACGACGGUCUCGACCGGUUCCGUCUAUCUCCGUCACAGCUCCGUGAGGAGUUCACGAGGCGAGACGCGGACGCCGUCUUCGCGUUCCAGCUCAGGAACCCGGUCCACAACGGCCACGCGCUUCUCAUGACCGAUACUCGCAGGAGACUUCUCGAGAUGGGUUACAAGAACCCGGUCUUGCUGCUGAACCCGCUCGGUGGCUUCACUAAAGCAGAUGAUGUGCCUCUCAGCUGGCGUAUGAGGCAGCACGAGAAGGUGCUGGAGGAUGGUGUUUUGGAUCCGGAGACUACUGUGGUCUCCAUCUUCCCGUCUCCGAUGCUCUAUGCUGGUCCCACGGAGGUUCAGUGGCAUGCUAAAGCUAGGAUCAACGCGGGAGCUAACUUCUACAUCGUUGGCCGCGAUCCGGCUGGUAUGGGCCAUCCGAUAGAGAAGAGGGAUCUUUAUGAUGCGGAUCACGGGAAGAAAGUGCUAAGCAUGGCACCAGGGCUUGAACGGCUCAACAUUCUGCCCUUUAAGGUUGCUGCAUAUGAUACAACACAGGGGAAAAUGGCCUUCUUUGAUCCAGCUAGGGCUCAAGACUUUCUCUUUAUAUCAGGAACUAAGAUGCGUGGCUUGGCGAAGAAGAAAGAGAAUCCACCAGAUGGUUUCAUGUGUCCGUCUGGUUGGAAAGUGUUGGUUGAUUACUACGACAGUGUCAACGCGGAGUCUGGUAAUGGAAGGGUUUCAGAAGCCGUCGUUUCUGCUUAA